GAUAUGAAGUAAGGCGUGUAAGAGAAAGAUUGGUGAUGGCCUCCGGUGUUCUGUCCUCAGAGCUUGUAAUAUAAAUCAUUGAAUAUUCUCGGCCUUCCGAAACGCGCGCUCUUGUCGAGUGUGCUCGACGUCUUCAGAAAUUUAGGAUGGCUAGCCCAAGGACACGGCGAGUGCUAAUGGAUGUCAAGAAAACAAAUGCGAACCAUUUAUGUUUCGAAUGUGGGUCGCCAAAUCCUCAAUGGGCUAGCGUUACAUAUGGUAUUUGGAUAUGUUUAGAGUGUUCAGGAAAACAUCGUGGAUUGGGAGUUCAUUUGAGUUUUGUUCGCUCAAUUAACAUGGAUAAAUGGAAGGAGUUGGAGUUGGAAAAAAUGAAAGUUGGAGGCAACAGACAUGCUAAGGAGUUUUUCGUUUCACAACCUGAUUACAGACCUCAGUGGAGUUUUCAAGAAAAGUAUAAUAGUAAAGCUGCUGCUUUGUUGAGAGAUAAGAUUGCAACUGAAGCGUCUGGUGAGGAUUGGGACGAAGACGCCGCUAAUAUACGUAAUAAUAAACCUACCAGUAUAAGUCAUGUAAAAACAACCGGUGAUCUACCAUCUUUAUCCUCAGAUAAACGAAACUUUCAUAAUCAUAAUGAUUAUCAAACCCCUGACUAUUAUCCUGGAUCAAACAAAAUGACCAGUUGCCAUUCAGAUUUGGAAUCCUGGUUAAGGGAUACAAACUUAUCCGAGGAGCAUGAUUCAUCUAAAACACCAGCAACGAAGACAACAACAACUUCUGCCAAUGCACGUUAUGAUAAAGUUCCAGAUUGGGCUGACUCUAAAUUUAUGGAUGAUAAUGGUAAAUAUACGAAUUCUUCGUCUAGGCAUUAUUCAUUAGUACCUGAACGAAAUGAUAAAUACUCAUGGCAGUCAGGUUGGGCAAUGGUUAGUCAAGUGGCCUCAGUAGCUGCUAAAUGUACCAGUCAAUUAGCAUCUCAAGCAACACAAAAAACCAAAGAAUUAACUCAAUCCGUUCAGGAAAAAGUUAAAGAUAGCAAUAUUUUGGAUUCAUUAUCAAAAGGUGUUGAUACUGUCACCUCAAAGUUGCAAACAGUGAAAGCGCAAGGAAUUCGAAGUUUUGAAUCAUAUUGGACCAGCAAUCCUGAAUCAGAUCUGUCUACCGGAAAUUUUGACAAAUCAUAUGGGUCUACUCUCUUCAAUAAUCGUGAACAAGAUCGUUCCAGUUCAAUGUUUCUUGAUCGACACCUACAACAUGGAACCGAUUCGUUUAAUAGAAGUGAAGGAAAAGGUAAUGCUUUUUCGUUCACAUUCAAAAUGAAGAAUGUUUCGUGUGCAACUGUGUGUUAUGGACGAGGUUUUUGACAACUAUUGAAACGGGAUUUCAGUUGAUAAAUUCACUGUGUAGAGUGGUUAUUUAUAGAUGAACACAAUGAUAUGAUGUGUGGCUAAGUGAUGGUUAGUUACGAGACUGUAUUAUUGACAGAAUUCGCCGAAUAAUUAGGGAUGACUGACAAGACUACUAGUUGUAUGAAUAUAUUUUCUAUGUGAUAUAUUAAUAUAGUUAUAUUUGGAAUGUGAACAGGAAAUAAAAAUGAUAGAAUGUAAUGGGGAAUCGGAGUAAAUUAGCCUGUAGGUCACUGGCCCGGGGACGUGACCCUAGAUUUCAAGGGACGACUUCUCAUGGCCGAUAACACGACCUUUUGUUAUGACUUUAAAUUGGGUCGAUUUUUACCCUGUGUUAUCGAUCGAUCACAGUGACACGCAAACACGUAGUGGACGGCCUAGAGUCUCGAUUGGUCCCGCUUCCCUGUCUAGCCCAGUCAGUUGAGUCCAGAACACAAGUCACAACCUCUGAGAUAUGAAUCAUUAUAUUUCAAACAUACUUUGUUUAUAUACCAAUCAAGCAUACCACAUCGUACCAUAAAAUAGAAAACAACAUUUUGUACAAUAUUCAACAAGUAAACAGAUAUCGACCAAUAGGAAAUGUCCAUUUAACGUCCAAGGACACCAUUGGACUUAACAUGAUAAUUAUUGGUCUAUUCCUCCGCAUCCACAACACCUUUUCAUGACAAGUUUGUAAUGUGUGUUAGCGACGUACUUCAAACUGUCUUAUUAUCAGAGAAAAACCUCUAUGGUAAAGUGAGGUUUAACAUUCCCGCCUCCUUCCUUCUAUUGUGAGAAAGCUCCAUUGUCGCAGAUUCCUGUUGUCUAUCGAAAACACCUUAAUUCUGUCACACCUCUGUACAGUCAGCAGUAUGAACUCACUCUCGAACCUUAAGUUUGUAAUUUUAGUUUUACCGAUCUCCAACCGAUCUGCCUGGGAUAGUAGGAUCCUAAAAGAACAAGUGUUCCAGUUAGUCUAUCUGGAUUGGUUGAUUACAAUAGGCAAACCCGACUAUCACUUCAAGGUAGCAGCUACUGUCAGCUACAACCAUAGCGUUUUGUUCGUAUUCCUCCCAACAUACGCAAUUAAAGAAAAAGAGGAAAUGGGUGGUUUCACAGAAGAGCUUUUGGUAUCUCCUAACGAGGCGAAAACACGAUUCAGCUAUUUCAUACCCGACUAUUUCUAUCUGUCAUCGCACAACUAUAACCACGCGUAAUCCCAGCUUUUUGCUGUUGCCAAGCUCAUAUAUAUAUUUUUCAGAGACUUCAUCAUUACAUACACUUAGGGACCUAUUUUGCAUGGAGUCGCCCUAGCAACUUUUGUCAACUUAUGUCAUACUUGCAAGAGAUUGGAUUACUUGAAUUUUCAGCGUUAGUUAUUGAUAAUAUUAAUACUUGUUAAUUAUUCCAAAUAGUAAUAAUGACAGUUUAUUGUUUGAUGUGAAAGAUAAUUGUAUAGGAUCAACUGGAAGAUAUUGUACUGUGUACUUUGAUUAUUACUUAACAUUUCUAUCAAUAUAUGGGUUGUGUUAAUUUAUAAAUAAAUAACGUAAUAUGUUCAUUAGUUUAAAGAUUUUGACUAAUAAUAAUUACAACAGAUCUGCUUGAACUCUACUGGUAACGGCUUCUCACUAGAACUCCAGGAGUAUCUCUUGAAGUCAGUCACUACUAGUGAGCAGAUGAUUAUUAUCAGAAGGUGUUUUGUGGAGAUUUUAGAAAUUUCACUGGUUGAAAUCAUGAGUCAAUUGAAGCUAGACCACCAUGGAAAACCUGGAAGCACUGGACGGCCGUUUCGUCCUAGUAUGGGACUCCUCAGUGGCAGUGCGCAUCCACGAUCCUGCACUCCGCGAGAUUCGAACCCAGGACCUAUAUUUAUAAUCGACAAAAUUUCAUGAAAAAAGAUGCAAAAGGGUUUAUUUGACUUUCAAUAGCUCACUCCAUCUAUGAUCCAAGCAAUAUAUUAGACUAUAUGUUAAAGGGUAUGCACUGCUCACCAGUGCAUUAUAUUACUUAGCGAGUGGAAAAGAUCCGUAUGUCUUUCAUUAUUAUUAUUUUAAAGAUCAUCUUGUAAUGUAUGCAUGGAUGUGCGUGAUUGAUUAAUCAGCAUUCUAAUGAGUACUUUUUGCCUUAUAUGUAGUUCUUUAAGAAAUGCAGCGUAAGAUUAUAACUACUGUAUUUAAUGAUUUUCGGACUAGGUUGACCUUAUCUCAUUCAAAAUAUACCUUAUUUGUGAGAAACACACUUGAGCCAUCUUCGUUUCCAUUGUUUUAAAUAUCUCUCCCCCUACUACAAAUCCUCAAAAAUCAGACUCAUCAGCCUUCAUUUUACAUCUUGUCGUCUUCUAUAUCGUUACUUAGUUUUUUAGUAAAAUGUCUUCUUGCGGCAGCCAUUCAUUAUAUACCACUCGAAAGGCUGCUCAUACGCUUGAAAACCUCAACAUAGAAGGCAGUAUUCAUUGUUUGUUCCUUAGGAAUAGAUUCAUGGUGAACUCUGUCAUAAAUGUCAAAAACGAUAAGUAGCAUUACUUCUUUAUAGGCUUUUUAGUGUUUGAGUCUCAUACAUUGCUUUCCACGCUUUCUUCUAUGAUUUCAAUUCAAUGUUUAAUUAGAUCCAUAGUUAGUAUUUCAUAUAGAUCAGUCCAUGUAUUUAUUAGAUAAACUAUGUAAGCUAUUUGAAAUAGGUUACUUUAAAAAGAAUAAUCAUUUAAACAAACAAAUAUCCUUCAUAUUAAUGUUUAGGGGCUUCAUUGUCGAAUACCAAUUGGAAUAACAAUGAAACCUGUGAUUGGGAUUUAAGCAAUGAUCGUGGAUGGGGAUCGAUUGAUGAUGAUGAUUGGUCUACUACAACUGCUGAUGGUGGUAAUUCUAGGACAACACUAACUAAUGAAUCAGUUGUACGACGUGAUUCCAAACUUGAAAACAAUGGUCACAAUCGAAGAAGCCGUAAAAAUUCUUAGAUUCAAUUACUUGAUAAUUUAAAUUCUCCCAAUCCUGUUUUUGUUUUUGUUUUGUUUGGAAGUGUGAUCAAGGUCAUUUAUCUUAUCUUGUUUGUAUACUGUAACUACUCAUUUCUUGGCUCUUUUGUUUGUUUGUUUUUGAUUGAAUAAAAAUUGUUUUUUCCCCCUAUUCUUUCUUUAAUUCGAAAUAAUGUAUAAUUUAUUUUCAAUCUGAAGAAAUCUCUUUCAUUUACUAUAUAUAUCUAUCUUGAUUUCGCUAUGUAAUCUUUAUAUAGUAGGAAUUAAAGAUGCACACAUCUAUAAAUUCUAAUCACUUGUAAUGGUAACUAAGCCAAUGAUCUUUCUCUUUUUGAUUUCUUGUCUUUUUUGUUUUAAACCCAUUUGGCGUUUUGUACGAUAUUAGUAUCACUAAUUCAGUAGUAGUACUGUGUUUUGUAUGAGUAAUAUAUAGUAUGAAACGUUUGCACGGUUUAAGUAAAAAUCAUCUUUUAUGUGGUUACGUUUGUUGUUUUUUUUUACAGACAGAUGUGACUUAUUCAAUAUAUUCGCUUGUUCAAUUUUUGUUUGUGUUGCUCUAAUUCAAUUAUUCAGUAAUUAGGCUUGUAAUUUAUGAAUGAUGAAUUUAAAUGUUGUUCAAUGA
This is a messenger RNA of Schistosoma bovis, 4978 nucleotides long. The record is from the annotation of a GenBank genome assembly. Lineage: Eukaryota; Metazoa; Platyhelminthes; Trematoda; Strigeidida; Schistosomatidae.